Emericellopsis atlantica is the source of this 1434-nucleotide messenger RNA. RefSeq names its product Rho GTPase activation protein. The annotation marks the transcript as partial. Gene Ontology annotation, biological process: signal transduction; regulation of GTPase activity. The record is from RefSeq and is a predicted model, not a curated record. Gene Ontology annotation, cellular component: cytoplasm. NCBI's taxonomy places the organism in Eukaryota, Fungi, Ascomycota, Sordariomycetes, Hypocreales, Bionectriaceae. The transcript has 2 exons.
AAGCGAAAGCCAUUCGGCCUCCUCAAACGCACCAAGUCUCUCCGAGACAACUUGCGCGAUAUCGCCAACCCCUCCGAGCAGCAACACGACCCGAUGCCUACGCUGGCCCCACAGUCCACCAACGGAAGCGAGUCGCCGUCUGUGCAGGCAGUGCCCGCGCAGCAACAUACGGAGCGUUCUCGUCGCGACGUGAUGGAGUCCUCGACACGGAACCCGUCUGAGGACCGGGAACCUCCACGUGAAGGUCAGGCUACUCGAGAGCAGCGCCGCGACAAGUCGCCAAAAGGCGCACCCGUGCCCGCACCUGUAGCCGCACCCGCACCAGCUCCCGCACCCGCACCAGUCCGCGAGAAUGGGCACUCAACAUUCUUCAGUGGACUCAAAAACUCGUCUACAAAGGCUGCCGGCAUGUUCAACCGGGGAUUCUUCAAGGGUCACCGAAGCGCUAGUACCCACGAACACCAGCAUUCGUUGGACGACGAACACUAUGAGCUCAAGGUUCUGAACCUUCCUCUUGCCGCGCAAACGCGCAAGACACGGAUAUCCAAGCGACUGGAAGACUCGAGGGAUAAGACCGAGUUCUGGAUGCCCGCUUUUCCAUGGAGAGCUAUUGAUUAUCUCAACUUCAAGGGCUGUGAGGUAGAGGGUCUGUAUCGUGUUCCAGGCAGCGGUCCUCAGAUCAAGAAGUGGCAACGGAGGUUCGACGAGGAGCACGAUGUCAAUCUCUUUGAGGCAGAGGACCUGUACGACAUCAACAUCAUCGGUUCCAUGCUGAAAGCUUGGCUCCGGGAGCUACCCGAAGAGCUCUUCCCCAAGGCGGCUCAGGAGCGAAUUGCGCGAGAAUGUGCGGGAGCAGAAACUGUUCCGCAGUUGCUCAUUGAUGAGUUGUCGAAUCUGUCGCCCUUUCAGUACUAUUUACUCUUUGCUAUCACUUGCCAUCUCAGCCUUCUCCUGGCCAACUCGGACAAGAACAAGAUGGAUUUCCGCAACCUCUGCAUCUGUUUCCAGCCCUGUAUGAAGAUUGAUGCGUUCUGCUUCAAGUUCCUCGUCUGCGAUUGGAGAGACUGCUGGAAAGGUUGUGCCAACGAGGCCGCCUAUAUAGAGCAGGAGUAUAUCCUGCUCGACGAGCCGCCACCACAGGGACUCUCUCAAUCAACAGAUCCCGCGCAAUCUGUCGCCGCGCCGCCAGCUGCGGCAACUCGGCGGUCUCCCUCGGAGUCCAGUCAGCGCUCGGCUGACGGCGCCGCACCAGCUCGAGUACCGCAACAAACCCAGGUACAGGAAUCGCAGUCCAAGGACAGCGUGGGCUCAAACGGGUCCACGAUAUCGACAACCUUGACGUUCAACAGCGAGCAGGAAGCGGCGAAAAGCAGAUCAGGGGAGCUACGCCGGCUUUCCCCCAUCCAGCCUUUAUCACCGCUUGGCUUUCAAUAG